AUGGCGACACGGCAAAUGCGAAAGCUGCAGAAGCAGCAGGAGCUUCUUAGGCUUCAGAACGAAGCAGAUCGGGAACAAGACGAAUCCGAGGACGAGCCCAUUGUGACCAAGCCAAGGCCUAAUGCCUUUGCAGGCUUCGCCGCUCUUGGAGGAGGAGACGACGACGAUGAUGACAAUCAAGGCACCGAGGAAGAAACAAAAGAAGUCGAGGAGCUCCCCAAACCGGUAGCGCCUGCCAGUAAGAGCAAAAAGUCCAAAAAGAAGAAGAAGAAGGGCAAGAAGACCGAAUCACCUGCACCGGAAAAGGAGGAAGACGAUGAUCUGGAUGAGAUCGAUCGCGUUCUCGAGGAGCUCAACCUCAAGAAGAACAAGGAUUCUGCUUCAGAUGCGGCCACUUCUAAUGCUGCCAAGUCGACCGGCCAAAUCAACGAGCUCUUGCGCGUCAACUUUCAGCAUCUCAAGGCUCUCAACGAAAUGCGGAAGCUGUUUGGCAGUGCCAUCGAAGCAGCACGGGCGGAACAGGCAGCCGAGGCCAACAGCCGUCAACAGCAAAGAGGAGCCGCUCGGCAGAAUGUUGACCUCGAGACCUUCCUUUCGGUCCCGCCAGAAAUUCAGCAGCGGCUAGGCAAGAGGAGCAUGUUUGAGACUGUGUUGCGCACGAACCCCUUUAUUGAAGGGAAGAAGACGUGGCCUAGGGACUCUACUCGCGGCCUUAAGAUGGUGCGUAUCACGGAGUCCUGUGAUGGUGAGCCCGGUGUCGCCGAAUUUGCCUUUACUCAUGACAAGACAUACGACGCCCUUGAGGGCAACUUCUACGGUCUGGUCCAGAUGUACGAUCCCAUGCAGCUCGUCUACUUCCUAGCCAGGUACCCUUACCAUGUCUCGUCGCUUAUCCAAGUGAGCAAGGUUGCCCACAAUGACCAAAACUCGUACCUUGCCCACGACCUCAUUGAGAGAGCCCUCUUUACCUUUGGCAGGGUCACUUUGAGUGACUUCCGGAAGCGGUUGGGAGAAGGCACCGCAAGACUGGACUUCAACCGACCCGAAAACAGGCAGUUCUUCCUGGCUGGCUAUAACCAAAUCAAGAACUUGGUCCUCAAGGGAACCUACCGCACGGCUCUGGAAUGGGCCAAGUUCGUCCUCAGCGUCAACCACGAUGACCCGUAUGGCGUGCUGAACUGGGUCCAUGUUCUUGCCAUCCGCGCAUAUGAGGCCAAAUGGUUCAUUGAGCUGUGCGCCUCGCCCCUUAUUGCCAACAAGGACAUCGGUCCCUACUUCAAGGCCACUAUCCCCUUGGCCAAGCUUCAACUUAAAGACCAUGCCGGAGCUCGCGCCGCUGCGAUCGAGAGCAUUGAGCGGCUCCCCUGGCUUUUCUGCGCCCUCUUCAGCGCUCUCAACCUCGAUACACCGCGCUCCGUCUGGGGCGUUCAGCCCCGGGACAACGAAGAAGCGCUACACACCAAGCUCUACGUCCACCUAGCCAAAGAUCUCUGGAACAACCCCGCCGCGACUUCGCUCCUGACUGAGGCCGCCAACGCUGCUCGUAAGGUGGACUUCUUUGGCCUGCCUCCCAGCCCGGUCGUCUCGCUGGCCACAGCCCGCUUCGUCUACCUGGACAACACACCCGAGCUCAUGUCAGCCGUGCCGCGCAAGAUCCUGCACAAUGCAUCGCCCAAUUUCGACUUUGACCCACUCCCGCCCCCGAAGGAGGAGAACAUCUUUUCCAGCCCAACGCAGAAGAUGCCGUGGGCGAUUUCCGAGGGUGAUGGCGAACACAGACAGACGAGGCUGCGCGAAGAAGCUGCCCUGCAGAUGGUUAGAAACCGUAUGAACGAAGAACAGCUCCGCGCCGCGGUGGAUGAGGCUCGCGCUAGAAUCGACGAUCCUGAAGCCGACGACGUGCAGCGCGGGGUGUGGCAGCGAAUGGUGGAUAUUAUGACGGGUCAAGCUUGGGCAGGCGGAGCGGACGGUGCGGAAGGAGAUGAAGGUGAAGGUAGACAGAGAGGUAAUGUCAUGCCUGGAGGUUGGGAGGAUGAUUUUGACGAGGGAUGGGGCGAUGAUGACUUUGAUGGGGAGGAUCAUUGGUAUGAGGAUCAGCUUGAUCCUGAGCUGGAGUUGGAGUUUGGACCGGGUGGAACGCCGAAUAGGCGGGCGACUGUUGAGGAUGCGGAGGAUAGUGAUGAAGAGGAGGCUGCUCGGAGGUAG
Molecule: messenger RNA, 2205 nt
Organism: Sordaria macrospora k-hell
Lineage: Eukaryota; Fungi; Ascomycota; Sordariomycetes; Sordariales; Sordariaceae
Biological process (GO): rescue of stalled cytosolic ribosome; ribosome-associated ubiquitin-dependent protein catabolic process
Cellular component (GO): RQC complex
Source: RefSeq, a predicted model, not a curated record